CGACCUCAUUCCGUUUGUUCCCACCAACCCAACCGGCGGGCCAACUUUGCGUGCCUUGGCGGCGGUUGGCUGGUUGGCUGGCUGCACGCUUAAGCCUUUCUUUCUUUGGGUUGAUUGGCGUUCGGGACUGCGUGCAUGCUUGUUUCUCUCUCUUAUCUGCGGUUUGGUCGGUUUGGUCGUUGUCGCUGCCGCUGCAUUGUUUUUUCUGCUUGUGGUGUUGUUUGUUUGUUGUCCCUUCCCCACACGCACACAUCAUCAUCGCACAGCUGUGUUGUGGUGUUGUGUUGUGUGUUUGGCACUUGCGUGUUUUCCCUUUUCGUGUUGCGUUGUUGUGUCGUUGGCCUGGUUUUCUUUUUUGUGUUCUGCCUUCAAUCCCACCAGGCACGCACACGCACGCACGCACACGGCACACCGCGCAUACCUCUCUCCUUGCUGUGGGUAGGUCCCACUCACAUCACAUGAUUGCUUCCGCGUCAGCGAUCGUUUGGGUACCAUCACAUCACUCCACACGCGCGCUCCGGCGUCCCAACUCUCUCAGCCGUCAGCAGCACUGCCGCGCAUCUGUUUCUCUUACCCCACCACACCACACCACACACACACACAAGCACACACAAACACAUACAUCCAUCCACUUGAUGAGCUGUCUGGCACAGCAGCAGUGAAUCUGAAUAGCUUGCGUGCUUUUGUGUGACUUCCCUUCUUCUGUUUUGCCUCCCACAGCUAGCAGCUGUCGAGGUUGUCGCUCGCUGGUUUUACGACGUGCUUGGGGUGCCUUUUGCCUUUCUCUUCUCUUCUCUUCUCUUCUUGUUAGGCUUGCUUUUGCUCGCUUCAUCUCAGUGUUCCUGUGUUUCGAUUGUUCCUUUUGCUUCUCCUCUUCUUCGUUAGUCUUGCAGCCUUCCUCCCUCUCUCUUGCUUCUGUCCACUGGCGUCCUUGCUUCCUGAGUGACGUGAGUGAAGUGCAGGUGAACAGGCAACAACAACAACACUUGACGUCUUGACGUUGCGAUUGGUCUUCUGCUUUGCUUUCUUCAUUCAUUGUGUCUCUGGCAAGACGCGUGUGACGUGUGUGAUUUUGUUUGUGAUUUGAAGAUCGACCCCAUCAACAUGGACAGCCAUCAGACACCGCAGCAACAAGUGCAGCAGCAGGUGCAGCAACAAGUGCAGCAGCAGGUGCAGCAACAGCACAACAUGCAACAACAACAGGUGCAGCAACAGCAGCAGCAGCAGCAGCCAUCCGCUGACAAGCCACCACCGUCCGCAGCGCGCGAUGACACAGAGCAAAUGCACAUCAAGUUCCUGGCCACCAACGGCCAAUGUGGGAUGCUGAUUGGACGCGGCGGUGCCACCAUCAAGGACCUGCAGGACAGCACACACUCGUACAUCAAAAUCUCCCACAACUCCGAACUGUACCCAGGCACAGCAGACCGCCUUGUUUCCGUGCAGGCACGGCCACAGCACCUCCUCAACGCCCUUCUGGCCAUCUUGGAGUGCGCAAACGCCCGCAGCGACCCACAGCAGCAAGGUGCCGGGUCUACAACCCCAGGCACACCCCAGAACAGCAACCACCAGCAGGCGCAGGAUCAGGCGCAGGAUCAGGUGCAGCAGCAGCAGCAGCAACAGGGCCCACGGUCCAUUUCUGUGAAACUGGUGAUCCCUGUGGUGGCCGCUGGCCUGAUCUUGGGCCGUGGCGGUGAAACCAUUCGCACCAUGCAGACCGAAUGCGAUGCCUACAUCCACAUGUCCCAGCGCCACGAAGUGCCGCCGGCGCUGCAGGAGCGCAUUGUCACCAUCAACUGCACCGAUGGUGGCAUGCCUGUCAGAGCCAUCACACGCAUCAUGCAGACGCUGCUUGACAACCCUGCCGUGUUCUUCUACGUGCACACCGACUUUCGGUAUCUUCGACAGCCAUUUAUGACUUCUGCACAUGGCCGUGCAUACAUGCAGCAGCAACAGCAGCAGCAGCAGCAGCAUCCACAGCAACAGCAUCGCCCCCAGGGCCGCUUGCCUCACCCUCAACACCUUCCCAUGCAACAUCAACAGCACGUUCACCCUGCCCAUGCAAGGCACCAGCCUUCCCGCGUCCACCCCCAGGCUGGACAGCACUACUUCCGUCCGCCACCGCCGCCACACGCACACGCGCCCCACGCACACGCCCACGCUGCCCACACGGCUCACCAUGCACGCACCAGCCCCGCACCCGCCUUCUUCCAAAACCACCCUCACCACCACCCUCACCACCACCACCACCCCACGUUCCCGCACUCCCCUGCCACCUAUGGCAACCCCACGGCAACAGCAGCCCACGACUUUGCGUCCUUCCCCUCGCAGGGGCUUCCGCCACAGCCCUUUGCGGCAGCCCAUUUCCGGCAGUUUGUGCCGGGCCAGGCGACCAGCCAGGUGCCUCUCUCCUCUCCAAUCGAUGAUGGGUCAUCGGGCAUGCUCAUGGACCCAAACAACCUCCACGACAUGAUGCGUCAGCAGCACCAGGUUGCGCCGGAGUACGAUUACAUGCCGCAAUCGCCAACGCACAUGGUGUCGUUCUCGACAUACUCGACAGCGCAGCACUAUGCCCCCCAUGACACCACGGGCCUGGAGCAAGGGAUUGGCAACCUCUCGCUGGCUCAGUGAUGCACUCAGUGUCCUGUGUCUGUGCAGUCCAUCUGUGCAGUCUGUGCAAGUGUGGUACAACAGCCGAGCAGUCAACACGCGCGGCCGUCUCAGUCGUGUUGUGAAUUCUGACCGACCUUCCUUCUCUGAUUGGGCUCUUCAUCGAACCAGUGCACUUCAAGACGCCACUGUCAUGUCUGCAAACACGCCCGUUUUCUUCCAUUUUCCCCUUCUUUCUUGCCCACCUCAUCCAUAGCCGUCGUCCAUACUUGGAUUGGAUUGGGGCCAUACUCAGAUACGCUGGCCACCGCAUCGACUUGUUGUUGUCCGUGGCUGUGCUGUGCUGGCUGUUCCGUCCAUGUGUGACGAUGGCGGGGUGGACCCAACAUCAUCUCACUUAGACUCAGCUACCACCCUCUUCGCCCUAGCAUCCUCUCUGUAGUCCUCAGGUCAUUGUCACGACCCCUCGCCUUUUCGCCGUCCUACCUUAGCUGCACUACGCACCCCGUGGUGGCGCCAUAACCGAUCAUUGUCAUUCCCUUUCUUUGUCUUCCUCAUAUGUCUGCUGUGCUGUGCUGUGCGUGCGUGCGUGUGUGCGUGUGCUGAGAGUGUUUGUCGUGUGUUGUGUGAGUGCUGAGAGUGUUUGUCGUGUGCGGUGUGUGUGUGUGUGUGCUGAGAAGAGUGCUCAUCGUAUUGUAGCUGCUACUGUGUUGUAUUCAUUGCCAGCCCUCCAAUAUCAGUCAUUAUCCUAUCGCCUUGACCAUCGUCCCUCCGCUUUGUCGUGCCUUACAUAUUUCGCCCAGCUCUUCGCUCCCUCCUCCCUCUCCCUGUCCCUGUCUGUUUGUGUCCUUGUGUCGGCGCUUCUUGUGCUCGUGCGGUGUGGCUGCAUUCGACUUGUUUGUCGUGGGUUUGUGCUCCAACCGAAAUGAAAACGGGAAGUGCCAAUACACGGCGACUGAGCGA
Salpingoeca rosetta is the source of this 3570-nucleotide messenger RNA. RefSeq lists its product as uncharacterized. Gene Ontology annotation, cellular component: cytoplasm; nucleus. The transcript has 5 exons. The record is from RefSeq and is a predicted model, not a curated record. Gene Ontology annotation, biological process: regulation of gene expression. NCBI's taxonomy places the organism in Eukaryota, Choanoflagellata, Craspedida, Salpingoecidae. The coding region runs from base 1105 to 2628 and encodes 507 amino acids. Gene Ontology annotation, molecular function: mRNA binding.